CACAGACAGCAGACAGCAUGCUGGCUCGCACACUGCUUCUGCUUCUGCUUCUGCUGCUGGAGGCCACGGUGACCGAGCUCUGGGCUCAGCCGUACCCCAUCCCACCCACCUGUUACUCCAAAGUGCUGGCCAUGGGGCACGAGAUCACCCAGAGUGCGGCCCAAAUCAAAACCCACCACGACACUCACAGAUGCACAGCGCACCUGCCCGACCUCUACAUCGACGUGCACAACGCUUGUGUGAUGUCCACUAUGAGCUCGUAUCUGUCUCUGCUGGACGGUCUGAGAGAACGGAGAUGUGCGUACACCAGGAGCGUGCAGAGGCUGCGUGCUAUGAUCAGACAGCUCUAUAUCAUCAUGUCACAGAAAUGUCACGGGGUAGGUCUAUGCAUGUAA
This is a messenger RNA of Sinocyclocheilus grahami, 395 nucleotides long. Its product is annotated as cytokine-like protein 1. The record is from RefSeq and is a predicted model, not a curated record. The transcript is spliced from 3 exons. Lineage: Eukaryota; Metazoa; Chordata; Actinopteri; Cypriniformes; Cyprinidae. Bases 18 to 395 code for a protein of 125 amino acids. Gene Ontology annotation, biological process: positive regulation of transcription by RNA polymerase II.